AUGCUAUCACCUUCCUGGUUGAGUUGUUGCCUCAAUUCAGUCGCAAAAGUGGCUGCAAUGAUAUUGGAAAUCGAGCAAUCCGAUAUCGUAAUCAAUUUAGGCAAAUCUCACAUACUUCAACACGACCUUCGUGAACGUCUCAAAACCCCUGCACUGACCGAACUUCAACUGUAUUUAGGCAAGUCAAGCUCCGAUGCGAGGCCACAGAUAUCUUCAAAUGUUCGAUAA
Molecule: messenger RNA, 228 nt
Organism: Botrytis fragariae
Lineage: Eukaryota; Fungi; Ascomycota; Leotiomycetes; Helotiales; Sclerotiniaceae
Exons: 2
Coding region: 1-228 (75 amino acids)
Source: RefSeq, a predicted model, not a curated record